UGUUUAUAGACAUUCAACUAUUAACAGUCGGCCAAUCCGGCAAGUGUCUCCUCCCGCCUCUCAUCCUCAGCGUCGCUCGCGCAAGCGUCUGGCUCCAUGCUCUUCACAGGAAGCAUCUGAAGGCAUGGUGUCCAAGGCCAAAAUACCCAGACUUGAUGGGAUGUUUUAAUAAAAAAAAAAAAGGAGGAGACCCAACCUCACCUCCUCAAACCCCACCCCCAUGUGCAGAAAAUAAAUAAAGAGAUUUUUUUAUUAAACGUAGAGUAGUGAAAAAAACAAAAAUGACACAGAUUGUUUGUGACGCAUUCAUUAUGUUCAUUUAUUGUGACAAACUUAAAUGUAAUGCGAUUAUCAACCACAUCAAAUGAAAAUACAAAAAUCAUGAUCGGGUUUUACCAACACUUCCAUCACCCACACUAGAAACAAAGCUUAAUGUAAACCAAAUAAGGCAAAGACCCAAGUUAGGUUAAAAUCACUUCUCCUUUAAUUCCUAUAGUAAUACUAAGCAGACACAUCACAGAUGAGUUCAAGCAGUAAACCAUAAACUAACUUCAAAUCAAUUCAAGAUCUUUACAUCUUCUAACAAUCUGAUUAUGAGGUUAAAGGAUCAGAAGGUUUACAAAAGUCUCCCUACAGCUUAUGACGUAUAAUAUAUGAGAUAUUUCUGACUGCAGCAAUAACUUAUAAAACAUAACACUUAUUUUUGUAUCAUAAGCAAACAUUGAAGUUGAUGGGUUAUGACGUGGACAACUAAACCGUAAAUCAUUUCUGAAGAGUUUGUUUUUAAUAAACACAGUAAAUAAUCUUUUAUUUAAUAUCUAAAGGUGAAAACAUCUGAAAACAAUAUUUACACCGUAAGAGAGAUCUGACUGUUAAUGUUUGUAUACAGCACAUGAUUCACAUUGUUUUCUUUAUCACAUUGCAUGCAGGGAUCUUAAUGGCCACAUAAAGGAGGUGACCUAUAAAGCAGCACAACAUUUUAUUCAACUGUUUCACAGGAGAAAGCCCCCAGUGGCUGUACAUGGUACUGCAGGCGGCGCUUCAUCACCGCAUCCCUCUCGUACUGCGGAGAACAGGCAGGGAUCAGCGGGCAGGCAGGAGGACGUAUGUCGAGCUGCAAAGAAAAAAUUGAAGGAAACGCUUAUUUCGACAUCUCCGUUUAUUUUUUCGCUGUGAAACACCACUCGUUAUUUGUCCGGCAAGAUGGGCAAUCGGGGAAUGGAGGACCUGAUUCCUCUUGUAAACAGAAUGCAGGACGCCUUCUCCGCCAUCGGACAAAAUGCCAACCUGGACCUGCCUCAGAUCGCCGUGGUCGGUGGGCAAAGUGCCGGGAAAAGCUCUGUUUUGGAGAACUUUGUGGGGAAGGACUUUCUGCCCCGUGGCUCUGGUAUUGUCACUCGGCGCCCCCUGGUGCUGCAGCUCAUCAACUGCCCUACUGAAUAUGCAGAGUUUCUGCAUUGCAAGGGGAAGAAGUUUACUGAUUUUGAUGAGGUUCGUCAGGAAAUUGAGGCGGAGACAGAUCGCAUCACCGGCCAGAACAAAGGCAUCUCGCCGGUCCCGAUCAAUCUGCGAGUCUACUCACCUAAUGUCUUGAAUCUUACCCUCGUGGAUUUGCCUGGUAUGACCAAAGUGCCCGUCGGUGACCAGCCGGCUGAUAUUGAGUCUCAGAUCAGAGAUAUGCUGAUGCAGUUCGUGACGAAGGAUAAUUGCCUGCUGCUGGCCGUGUCUCCUGCCAACUCUGACCUGGCCAACUCGGAUGCCCUCAAGAUUGCCAAAGAAGUGGACCCUCAGGGCUUAAGAACCAUAGGAGUGAUCACAAAAUUGGAUCUGAUGGACGAAGGAACUGACGCACGUGACAUCCUGGAGAACAAACUUCUUCCCUUACGUAGAGGUUACAUCGGGGUGGUUAACCGCAGUCAGAAGGACAUUGAUGGCAAGAAGGACAUCACUGCUGCUAUGACGGCAGAGAGGAAGUUCUUCCUCACCCACCCAGCCUAUCGACACCUGGCUGAUCGCAUGGGCACUCCAUACCUGCAGAAGGUUCUCAAUCAGCAACUGACUAACCACAUCCGAGACACUCUACCCGGACUAAGGAACAAACUGCAGAGUCAGUUGCUGUCCAUUGAGAAAGAAGUGGAAGAAUACAAACACUUCCGCCCGGACGAUCCAUCUCGCAAAACCAAGGCUCUGCUACAGAUGGUGCAGCAGUUUGCUGUGGAUUUCGAAAAGUGCAUCGAGGGUUCAGGAGAUCAGGUGGACACAGUGGAGCUUUCGGGGGGCGCUAGGAUCAAUCGCAUCUUCCAUGAGCGCUUCCCCUUUGACCUGGUUAAGAUGGAGUUCGAUGAGAAAGAGUUGCGUAAGGAGAUUAGUUACGCCAUCAAAAACAUCCAUGGUAUCAGGACUGGUCUAUUCACACCGGACAUGGCUUUCGAGACCAUCGUAAAGCGGCAAAUUGGCAAAAUCAAAGAGCCUUGUCAGAAGUGCGUGGACCUGGUCAUCACCGAGCUGGUUAAUACGGUCAGGCAGUGCACCAGGAAGCUGGCUCAGUACCCCAUGCUUAGAGAGGAAAUGGAGAGGAUUGUCACCCAGCACAUCCGCGAUCGAGAGAGCCGAACUAAAGAUCAGGUCAUGUUGCUAAUUGACAUCGAGUUGGCAUACGUUAACACCAAUCAUGAGGAUUUCAUCGGCUUUGCAAAUGCCCAGCAGAGAAGCAGUCAGAUGAAUAAGAAGAAAGCUGCUGGCAAUCAGGAUGAGAUAAUGGUGAUCAGGAAGGGCUGGCUGACCAUCAAUAACAUCGGUAUCAUGAAAGGAGGAGCGAAGGAAUAUUGGUUUGUCCUGACCGCUGAGAAUCUGUCCUGGUACAAAGACGAUGAGGAGAAAGAGAAGAAAUACAUGCUGCCACUGGACAACCUGAAACUGAGGGACAUUGAGAAGAGCUUCAUGUCAAGCAAGCACGUGUUUGCGCUCUUUAACACUGAACAGAGGAACGUGUAUAAAGACUACCGACAGCUGGAGUUGGCCAGUGACACUCAGGAGGAGGUGGACAGCUGGAAAGCAUCUUUCCUCCGUGCUGGUGUUUACCCAGAGCGCAUAAUUGACAAAGAAAAGAGUGACAGCAGUGAGGAUAACAGCUCGGACGGCUUCAUGCACUCCAUGGAUCCUCAGCUCGAGAGGCAGGUGGAGACCAUCAGGAACCUCGUGGAUUCUUACAUGGCCAUCAUCAACAAGACCGUGCGGGACCUCAUGCCCAAGACCAUCAUGCAUCUUAUGAUCAACAAUACUAAGGAGUUUAUCCAUGCUGAGUUGCUGGCUAACCUGUACUCGUGUGGAGAUCAGAACACACUGAUGGAGGAGUCGGCCGAACAGGCUCAGCACAGGGAGGAGAUGCUGCGCAUGUAUCACGCUCUCAGAGAGGCGCUCAACAUCAUUGGGGACAUCAGCACCACUACCAUCUCCACCGCCAUGCCUCCACCGGUCGAUGACUCCUGGCUGCAGGUACAAGGAGGACCUUCAGGACGCAGAUCUCCAAUGUCAAGUCCCACUCCCCAGCGCCGGGCCCCACCCGGGCCACCUCGUCCUGGUGGUCGUGCGGCCCCAGGCCCCCCUACUGCUGGAGCACCACCAGUACCAUCCAGACCUGGAGCCUCCCCCGACCCCUUCAGCGCCCCCCCGCCCCAGGUGCCCUCACGUCCUAACCGUGCCCCACCAGGUGUACCCAGCCGUCCGAGCAAAGGAAGUCCGUCUCACAGCGAGGGUCAACAAUCUUCGUUCGACUCUUAAAGCCAACCCUCCCCUCUUUCACCUCUAUUAGUAUUUCUCUCUCUCUCUCUCUCUCUCUCUCUCUCUCUCUCUCUCUCUCUCUCUCUCUCUCUCUCUCUCUCUGACUUGGUGGGUUUGACCACGAGCCUCGGGAUCGCUGCGUAUCUACUGUAGCAGCAAAAACGAUGGCUGAAGUGUGGAAAUACAGAAGGGCUUUGUUGGUUUGUUCAUACCACACUCUAAUCCCUGUAUGAUAUGCCCAGUGUCAAUAUUUGUCACUGCAAUGUUUAUUAUACUGAAGAUACUGUGUGGUGUUCGUGUUUACACACUAGACAAUGUCAACAUAAUAUAUAUUAAUUUUUCACUCGAGGUGUAUAUGCCGUAUAUAAACUAACAGUAUGUACUGUAUCUGUCUCUUCACCAAUACUACAGGACAGUGGAUGCACAGAAGUGAAACCCCUGGUAGUUAAAACUUGUUACGUGAUAUUGUGUGUGAAUGUACUCUAUUGGAAAAAAUUGAGUUUUCAAACCAGAAUGUUUGUUUCGUCCAGUGUCUGUUCACUUAGAAGCCUUUGUAUUUCCCAAACAAAUAAGAAAUGUUUGAUUGAAAUGCACUGUACAUAAGGAUAUAUAUUACAUGUUUGGUAUGGAGGAGAAAGUGCCAGGAUGUUUACCUGCAAGUAAAAGACUUUUGGGCGGUUUAUUUAUUUAUUUGUUGACCAAAAGGAAGAGUCGAAUAAUAUUAAAAUGAAUCUGUCUGGGGUAAAACAUGUUAUUGAUGAAUAUAUCCGAGCAUCUUUUAAACCCCAACACAAGUUUAAGAGUAAAUAUUGCGGCUGGAAAUUAAUGUGUCGAUGUAUAUUUAUUGUGCAACUCUGGGAUUUGUGCUUUUGUUGCUUUGUGUCAACAUGUACAUUUACUAAGUAUUGUACUGGUUGCAAAAAUAUAAGUAGCCUAUAUGGUUUGUACGUGUGUGUAUAUACAUAUAUGGAGGGGUCUGCGGGCAUUACCAAAUCUCCACUAUAUAUGGAAAGGGUGAAUGUGAAUCUUACUGCUAUCAUCUGUAUCUUAUUGUGGUCUGGUGUCAUAAACUGGCCAAUGCGUUGUGAUGAAAUUAAAGUGUCUGUGUGAAAG
Paramisgurnus dabryanus is the source of this 4893-nucleotide messenger RNA. It is a transcript of the gene dnm1b, whose product is annotated as dynamin 1b. NCBI's taxonomy places the organism in Eukaryota, Metazoa, Chordata, Actinopteri, Cypriniformes, Cobitidae. Gene Ontology annotation, biological process: receptor internalization; synaptic vesicle budding from presynaptic endocytic zone membrane. Gene Ontology annotation, molecular function: GTPase activity; GTP binding; microtubule binding. Gene Ontology annotation, cellular component: microtubule; synapse; cytoplasm. The record is from RefSeq and is a predicted model, not a curated record.